Messenger RNA from Rhizophagus irregularis DAOM 181602=DAOM 197198, 1560 nucleotides. RefSeq lists its product as uncharacterized. The record is from RefSeq and is a predicted model, not a curated record. NCBI's taxonomy places the organism in Eukaryota, Fungi, Glomeromycota, Glomeromycetes, Glomerales, Glomeraceae.
AUGACUUUACCUAAUUUACCUUAUGAUUGUAUUUACUAUAUUUUAAAUCAAUUUCAAAAUGAUCGUUCAACUUUAUUAAAUUGUUUAUUAGUUGAUAGAUCAUGGUGUGAAAUCACGGUUCCUUUGCUAUACGCAAAUCCUUUUAUAAGAAUGGCUGAAAAUAGUUAUUCAAUUAUCUUAACUUUGAUUUCAUGCUUUGAUAAAGAAGAAUUAUUAUUAUUAAAAAAUCAAUUAAAACUUAAUAAUAUUAAUUUUAAUUUUAUUAAUAAUAUUAAUAUAAAAUAUAAUAAACCAUUAUUUGAAUAUCCAAAAUAUUUGAAAAUUUUUGAUUUUAGUACAAUGAAUUUAAUAAUUAUUAAAUGGUUUGAAAGUUAUUCAAAAUUAUCAUUUACUCAACGUGAUAAUUUAUCUAAAAAUAUUCUUCCAUUAAUUUUUCAAAUAAUUUUAAAAAAAUGUACAAAUAUCAAACAUUUUUAUAUUACAAUUUCUGAUAUAAAAUUUUUAAAUAUUAAAAAUCUCACCUCAAAUUUAUCAAAUUUAGAUUCAUUAACAUUACAAUUUCAUGAUACUAAUAUGACAAAAGAACUUCUUAUCGAUAUGGAAAAUAUUUGUUUAAAUUUGAAACGAUUGGAAAUUUCUAUUUCUUAUUAUAUUCAAAAUAAUUCUUACAUUUUUAAAAAACUUUGUAAAGUUAUUCAAAAACAAAAAAAUCUUAAAGAUUUCAAAUUAUCUUGUGAUAAUACUUUAUUAAAUAAUAUCUUGAUAUCUUUAGAAUUUCAAAAAUAUUCUUUAGUUUAUAUCGAAUUUGAACAUAUUAAUUUUAAGAAUAUUUCUUUAAAGAAUUUUAUAAGUUUACAUAAUUUAAAAUAUUUAAAAUUUCAUUAUUGUUGUGGAUUAUUAUUAGAUGAAAUUGAUAUCCUAACUUUUGCAUCAUUUAAACUGGAAGAAUUAAUCCUUUCAUGUAAUGAUUGGAAUCAUAAUAUUACAGCUUCAAUAAUCAAAUAUUUAGGUGAAUCUUUACAAAGUUUAUUAUUAUUUUCAGAAAAUUUAACAAUUUCAAUUAUGAAAAAUUUAUCAAUUUAUUGUUUAAAUCUUAACACUUUAGACAUUGAAACUAAAUAUUUAACUUUUCCUGAUCUUUUUACAAAUUAUUUUAAAAAUUUAAGAAUAAGAAUUUUACAUAUUAAAUUUAAUUAUCAUUAUGAAUUACGUGAUUUGUUAUUUACGAAUUUAGCAAUUAAUUUACCUAUUAAUCUUAAAGAAAUUACUAUUCGUUCUCGUAGAUAUAAAUAUUUUAAGAAAUUUUUAGAAAAUUGUCAUAAUAAUAAUUUAGAAAUAAUUCAUUUUAAUUGUAAUGUUGAUUUAGAAUUUCUUGAAACUAUUUUAAAUUUUAUUGAAAGAACUAAUAGUAAAUUAAAAUUAUUAAGUAUAUUUAAUAUAGAAAAUUGUUUUAAAAAUAAUAAGAAAUCUUCUGAAUUAUUGGAUCAAAUUAAUGCUAAAGGAGUAAAAAUUGUAGAUUUUGGUAGUAUUUAUAAAUUUGAAGUUAAGUUUGUUACUUAA